Messenger RNA from Coregonus sp. 'balchen', 5765 nucleotides. Lineage: Eukaryota; Metazoa; Chordata; Actinopteri; Salmoniformes; Salmonidae. The record is from the annotation of a GenBank genome assembly.
AUGUCAGAGGAUUUGUUGAAACAGUUGGGCAGCUACAAAGCACAGUUGCAACAAGUGGAAGCCGCCUUAUCAACCGACCCUGAAAAUGAAGACCUUCUCAAAUUACAGAAAGACUUAUCGGUAACUUGUUAGCCAUGGCCAAGAACAUUUUAGUUUUUACACAGAGUGUCAAAAUGUUUCUUAGUGUCUCUCUGUCUUCAAAUGUGUUAUUAUCCAGGAAUUAAAUGACCUCAAUUAUGUAUCCUUCACAGGAAGUCAUAGACUUAACAAAAGACCUCCUGACGUCGCAGCCCUCUGAAGGUACUGCUUGUGCCAACAGCUCAGAUUCAGCCCCCCUGAAACACAGGUGGAGUGUUGGGGACAGGUGUAUGACUGUGUGGAGUCAGGAUGGACAGUGAGUAUCACCAGAAGCUCCUCAGUCAAUAGUCAACCUGAAUAUUCAACUGAUACUUUACCAAUUUUACAAGGUCGUCUUUGUUUGUCUUGCUUGUACAUAUGUGGUCUUGACUUCAUUUGACCUACACUAUUCUAAUUUAUUUGUUUGAUGAAGCAGUGAUAGACAUGACAAGGCUGUUGUGAUAGAUUUUGUGUGAAGGGCCUAGGCUGUGAAUAAGAACAGUAACAGAAAUGCACAUCUGUAAUUCUUUAUAAUUGUGUAGUAGGCCUUGAGUCUGUGGCUUGUACUCACCUGCUUACAGCCGGGAUUCUUUGACAGGGUGUAUGAGGCUGAGAUUGAGGAGAUAGACGGCGAGAAUGGCACGGCGGCCAUCACCUUCUCCGGCUACGGGAACGCAGAGGUGGUGCCACUGCAGAACCUCAAACCUGCCGAGGAGGGCAAGCACUCUGGGGAUGACGGGAAAUCCAAGUCCAGGUAGGAGAGACAACACAUAUGUUAAUUAAGUAUGUCCUGUGUCGGGUCAGGAGUUUCCCUUGUUUCCAGUUCUUGAUGAUGUCCAGAAGAGUCCAUGGCUGAUCUAAAAUUGUAACUUUGGGUGUGUGUGUGCGCCAUGACAGGAAGGAGCAGAUAGCAGACCAGAGAGAGUACAAGAAGAAGAAGGCCCAGAAGAAGGUGCUGAGGAUGAAGGAGCUGGAACAGGAGCGAGAAGACCAGAAAUCCAAGUGGCAGAGUUUUAACAACAAGGCCUAUAACAAGAACAAGAAAGGACAGGUGACAUGCAUAUUGAUCUACUUUACACACAUCUUAACACUAGAAAUGCCGGGCCUUGAGCCAUCCCGUUCUGAGCCAAUGACCCGUCAUUAUGAUGUCAACAUCCUAACAGUCUAAUAAAUACAUUUGAUAUAUGCUAUUGCAAAAAUAGUCCUUUGGUUGUGUUUAUGAAUGUCUUAGGUAACAUUAGAAUAUGCAUUUUCCACCCAAAGAAUAUAAUAGCAUUUUCAAUAGUUUGUUCUAAAUCAAAUCAAAUGUUAUUGGUCGCAUACACAUAUUUAGCAGAUGUUAUUGAGGGGGUAGCGAAAUGCUGAUGUUCCUACUCCAACAGUGCAGUAAUAUCUAACAAUACACACAAAUCUAAAAAGUAAAAGAAUGGAUUUAAGAGAUAUAGAAAUAUUAGGACAAGCAAUGCUGUAGUGUGAGUAUGUGUAUGGGAUGUAUAGACAAUAUGGAUAGAAUAUGUAGUGUAUCUGAUUAAUAGUGUGUAUAUAUAUAUAUAUAUAUAUAUAUAUAUAUAUAUAUAUAUAUAUAUAUAUACAUACAGCAAUAGUUAAAGAGGAUAGGCCUUGACUAGAAUACAGUAUAUACAUAUGAAGUGGGUAAAACCAUAUUUAAACCUUAUUUAAAGGGACCAGUGUUCCAUGACUAUGUACAUGGGGCAGCAGCCUCUAAGGUGCAUGGUAGAGUAACCGGGUGGUAGCCGUCUAGUGACGGUGGCUAAAAUUCAGGGCAGGGUACUGGGCGGGGGCUGGCCAGUGGUGACUAUUUAACAGUCUGAUGGCCUUGAGAUAGAAGCUGUUUUUCGGUAUCUCGGCCCCAGCUUUGAUGCACCUGUACUGACCUCGCCUUCUGGAUGGUAAUGGGGUGAACAGGCCGUGGCUUGGGUGGCUGAGGUCCUUCAUGAUCUUCUUGGUCUUUCUGUUACACCGGCUGCUGUAGAUAUCCUGGAGAGCAGGCAGUGUGCCCCUUGUGCUGCGUUGGGCAGACUGCAUACCAGGUGGUUAUACUGCCCGACAGGAUCCUCUCAAUGGUGCAUCUGUAACAGUUUGUGAGGAUCUUAGAGGCCAAGCCGAAUUUCUUCAGCCGCCUGAGGUUGAAGAGGCGCUGUUGUGCCUUCUUCACCACACUGUCUGUGUGGACCAUUUCAAAUUGUCAGUGACGUGUACUCCUUGGAACUUGAAGCUUUUCACCUUCUCCACUGCGGCCCCGUCUAUGUGAUGGGGGCGUGCUCCCUCUGCUAUCUCCUGAAGUCCAUAAUCUGCUCCUUCGUUUUAUUGAAGGGAGGUUAUUUUCCUGGCACCACUCCGCCAGGGCCCUCACCUCCUCCCUGAAAAUAUUAUUAUUGUCCAGAUGGGAUAGGGCAGUGUCAUGGCGAUUGUGUCAUCUUUGGAUCUAUUGGGACGAUAUGCAAAUUGCAGUGGUUCUAGGGUGGAGGUGGAGGUGAUAUGAUCCUUAACUAGCCUCUCAAAGCACUUCAUGAUGAAAGAAGUGAGCGCUACAUGGCAAUAGUCAUUUAGUUCAGGUAUCUUCGCUAUCUUGGUUACAGGAAUAAUGGUGGACCUCUUGAAGCAAGUGGGGACAACAGACUGGGAUAGAGAGAGAUUGAAUAUGUCCGUAAACACUCCAGCCAGCUGGUCUGUGCAUGCUCUGAGGAUGCGGCUAGGGAUGCCUUCUGGGCCAGCAGCCUUGCGAGGGUUAACAUGCUUAAAUGUUUUACUCAGGUCGGAGAACGAGAGCUCACAUUCCACGGGAGUGGUGGUGGCCCGCGUCGGCGGCACUGUUUCCCUCGAAGUGGGCGAAGAAGGCGUUUAGCUUGUACGGGUGAAAGACGUCAGUGUCUUGCCAUCUAUCCACGGUUUUUGGUUUUAAUCGUCACAGUGGGAACAACAUCCCCUAUACACUUCCUGAUAAACUCAGUCACCGUGUCAAUGUAUACGUCAAUGUUAUUCUCAGAGGCAACCUGAAACAUAUCCCAGUCCGCGUGAUCAAAACAAUCUUGAAGCAUGGAUUCCUAUUAGUCAGACCAGCGUUGAACAGUCCUUACCACGAGUACUUCCUGUUUGAGUUUCUGCCUAUAGGAAUGGAGGAGCAGGAUGGAGAUGUGAUCUGAUUUGCCGAUGGGAGGGCCUUGUAGCCGUCCCGGAAGGGAGAGUAGCAAUGUUCGAGAGUUUUUGAAGCAGGCUUCGCUAGUGUUCCUCAGAUUUGCUUUAGAAAUGCAGUUACAAUAAAUGCGGUCUCAGGAUAUGCGGUUUCCAGUUUGCACAAAGUCCAGUGGAGUUCCUUGAGAGCCGUCGUGGUAUCGGCUUAAGGGGGAAUAUACACGGCUGUGACGAUGACCGAAGACAAUUCUCUCAGGAGGUAAUGCGGUCGGCAUUUGAUUGAGGUAUUUUAUGUUGUGUGAACAAAAAGACUUGAGUUCCUGUACAUUCCAACAAUCGCACAAUGUUACUGUAGGCUACAUGUAAAAACGAAAACAUAAACACCAAAAUUCAGUGUUGAAUCCAUCACAAAGAAAUGCAUUAUGUCUUAAAGGUCCAAUGCAGCCGUUUUUACCUCAAUGUCAAAUCAUCUCUGGGAUAAAUUAACUACCUUACUGUGAUUUGUUUUCAAUUAAAAUGGUCAAAAAUAGCUUCUUAGCAAAGAGCAAUUUCUCAAGCAAGAAUUUUGAUAGGUCUGUCUGUGUGGGAGGGGGAAACUGGAAAUUAGCUUUUAUUGGCAGAGAGGAUUGGAACUCUCUUUCUUAUUGGUCUAUUAAGUAAUUUACUGCCUGUUGAUGUCGCCAGGCAGGACAAAUCUCCAUCCCACCAAAACAGUCUGAAAUUUCAGGCUGUCUUUUCAAACAGCUCUUACGCUGAAAAGGGCAUUAUCAUUUUCAUAAUUUCACUGUAUUAUUCCAACCUCAUAGUUCAGAAAUGUAUAUAAAACAAAGAAAAAUCACUUUUGACUGUACUGGGCCUUUAAGAAACAUUAUGAUCCUAAGAAAAUGUAUUUUAAAAGAACAGAAUAGCAUACUUUAAGUGUCAUGUUACCAAUUGUUGCUUAGUAGCCUAGGCAAUAUGGUGCAGGGAGUGCUCACAUGUUGAAAGCAUGGAUUCUUAGUUAUUCUUGGGGGGGGAAAUUAUAUUUAGAAAUACAGCCCUUCCACUCGUGAGUUUUGGCUAAAAGUUUUUUUGAGAAACCUUAGAAUAUGCUCUUUCUGAUGGGUAAUAUAAAUCUGAGCUGGAUGAACCUAUCUGUAAGAUGAUUUGGAAAAGUAGCUUUUUUGUAAGCUUUUUGGUAAGCUCAAUUACACACACCUCGUCUCUUCAUUGACAAUUGAUAAUAUUGUCACCCAUCAGACUUUUGUCAAUUUAAUCUUGUCUUUAGGUUACAUCUAUUAUGUGUGAAGUUAGUUUAGAUAUAGUUUAGCUGUAGUUUCGAUGGGCUAUAAUCAAAUGGGCAGCCAACUCUCGUGAUGGAAGGGCAUGGGAAAGAAAAUGACAUGUCCUCCUUAAACUGCUUAUAACACGAUCUGUUUGUAAUCAAAAUUCUAACAACGUCAAUGUGUUAAAUAGACUUAUUUAGGAAUAUUCAAGGAUGGAGGGGGACAUUACUUAAAUAAUCGCAGAGGUAUUACCAUUUUAAAUUCAUAUGAAAUCAAAAUGACUGUCUGCGCUUCUAGUGUUAAACUAAGUAACUUUUCAAAUGUUAUUUUCACAUUUUCAGCUGUUGCUUUUUCACAGGAGAAGUACCAUAACAAAUAGUCUUACUGAGAUUUCCAUUGUGUGUUGCAGGUGAAGAGGAGUAUAUUUGCAUCGCCGGAGAGUGUAAACGGAAAGGUGGGAGUAGGAACAUGUGGCAUUGCAGACAAACCCAUGACCACGUAUCACGACACAUCCAAAUAUAACGUCAGGCAUCUAAUGCCACAGUGACCGAACAUGUUAUCUUGGUGUUAAAAUAUCCCAUUGUAUAGUAGCAGGAUCAGUGCUUACCAUUGUGGUUAUAUGGUUUAGGUUACCCCAGUAAAGGAGCUUUGAAACAAAUUGCUUGCUCACCAUUGGUUGGCUCAUUGGGAAAUUGUCCUUACCAGUAUAUCACAUAGAACAGCAGAAUUCUUAAUAAAAUAAAUUACCCCUGUAAUGGAGUCACAGCACAAAUAACGGUUGUGGUGAAAUUAGUCUGGGUUGCUGUAUCCUUCUGAAUGCAACAAAGGCCAAAAAACUAUGUUCAUGUUUCAAUGUUACACAUUUAUAGAUUUUUCAGAGUGAACUGGACUAUAAUAUCAUACAUUUUUACGGUUUAGUGAUAAGACCCUUUUUAAAGCAAGUCAUACAAAGCUAAUUUUACAUUUCAGCUUUGUAAAUUUACAAGGAAACAAAUUGUGGUUUUUGUUUAGAGGUUAGAUGCCCCUCUCUCAUUUUGCCCUGAAAUUGGGCCUUAACUUAAGUCUGAAUAAUUUUUCAUAUUGGUACUGAAUGUUGUUUAACACAGUUCCUCCAGAUGCCAGUAAUGUAUUUUGUACCAUCUUUGUUCUGUGAUGUACGUCAAUGACCUUAUGUCACUGCUGGUAAUAGAAGUUUUUAUUAUUUUUUUAUUAAAAUCAGGGAUGAGUUGU